AUGAAGACUUUCGACGCAUCACAGCAGGAUCCUAGCCAGCAUGAUGCGGCAGAGGCGCCAGAGCAGCAAGAUCCCACGCUUGCCGCCCCAGAUGAGCCUAGGCCUGGCAGCCCACUCAUGCCCGCCUCACCGCCUGCCCAGCACAGCAGCGACCUCGAGCCAGACUCACCUCCAAGGCCCCAAAAGCGGCGGGCGCGGGGCAAGACGGCUGAGGAGAGGGCGGAAGCCGCUGCAGCAAAGGAAGUAGAGAAGCAGGAAAAGAAGGCAGCCAGAGAGCGCGCAAAGCAAGAGAAGGCUGCACAGAAGGAGGAGGAAAAGCAACGAAAGGCUCAAGAGCGGCUGGACAGGCAGCGAGAAAACGGCAAGAGCGCGCUGGAGGACAUUCUGCCGGUGUUGUGCCCGGCGGCGAUGAACCAUGCGACCACGCUGCGCAUCAUGGAGCGACUCAUCGCCGACGAGUACCGCUACGAGGUAAACCUGGGCGGGCCGCUGCCGCUCGGGCCGGCGCUGCGGUCCCUCACUUGGAAACGCCGCGUGUACCGCCGCAGCGCAGACGGAGAGGCCUCGCAGGCACGCCCUGCCAGCCCAGCUAAUAAUAUCUCCCAGCACCCCAGCUGA
Molecule: messenger RNA, 618 nt
Organism: Coccomyxa subellipsoidea C-169
Lineage: Eukaryota; Viridiplantae; Chlorophyta; Trebouxiophyceae; Coccomyxaceae
Exons: 5
Coding region: 1-618 (205 amino acids)
Source: RefSeq, a predicted model, not a curated record